AUGAUUCACAAGCAGUUCCCCAGCACUGCGUUGGUGCUGCUGGUUUUCUCUGUUGAUCUGAAACUGAUUCUCCUCCAACAAAGAAAAAAGGAAGAGCAUUUACAACUACUGAAUAAUUUGCAAACCUCAUCAGUCCAGCAGUGUCUGCAAUACAGGAAAAAUUUCCGGCUUCCUCAGAAAUCUGUGAAUUUCCACCAGUACACAAAAGGGCAUGCACUGGCCAUUCUCCAUGAGAUGCUUCAGCAGAUCUUCUUCCUCUUCGAGGAAAAUAUUUGUCUGGGCAGUGGGGAGGAAAACCACAUUCAGAAAUUACUCAUUGACCUUCAUCAACAACUAGAAUACCUGGAAACACUCUUGGGACUGGAAGCAGAGCAGAAAAGUGGUGAACUAGGGAGUAAGAACCUUAGGUUGCAGGUUAAAGCAUACUUUCGAAGAAUCCACAAUUACCUGGAAAGCCAGCAACACAGCAGUUGUGCCUGGACCAUUGUUCAGGUAGAAAUCAGCUGGAGUCUAGUCUUUGUAUUCAGACUCACAGGAAGUCUUAUCAGACAAAGAAUAUACCCUUGA
Messenger RNA from Sciurus carolinensis (gray squirrel), 567 nucleotides. RefSeq names its product interferon epsilon-like. The record is from RefSeq and is a predicted model, not a curated record. The coding region runs from base 1 to 567 and encodes 188 amino acids. Gene Ontology annotation, cellular component: extracellular region. NCBI's taxonomy places the organism in Eukaryota, Metazoa, Chordata, Mammalia, Rodentia, Sciuridae. Gene Ontology annotation, biological process: response to exogenous dsRNA; adaptive immune response; positive regulation of peptidyl-serine phosphorylation of STAT protein. Gene Ontology annotation, molecular function: type I interferon receptor binding; cytokine activity. The transcript has a single exon.